AUGGGCUCCGGAGCGAAGUGUGCAACAGCCUCUCAAGUGACUGUGCUCUGUAAGGAGAUGAAGUUCCCCAGCAGAGCAGCCAAGCCCCCCUCUCCAUCUGACUUUCUGGACAAACUGAUGGGACGCACAUCUGGCUACGACGCCCGCAUCAGACCCAACUUCAAAGGUCCUCCUGUCAACGUCACCUGUAACCUCUUCAUCAACAGCUUUGGAUCCAUCACCGAAACAACAAUGGACUACCGCCUCAAUGUAUUUCUGAGGCAACAGUGGAACGACCCUCGACUGGCGUAUAAGGAAUAUCCGGAUGACUCUCUGGACCUGGACCCGUCAAUGUUGGACUCCAUUUGGAAACCUGACCUGUUCUUCGCAAACGAAAAGGGAGCGAACUUCCACGAGGUCACAACAGACAACAAACUGCUUCGGAUAUUCCAGAAUGGAAAUGUCCUCUACAGCAUCAGGCUGACGCUGACUCUUUCCUGUCCCAUGGAUCUGAAAAACUUCCCCAUGGACAGCCAGAUGUGUAUCAUGCAGCUGGAAAGCUUCGGCUACACCAUGAACGAUCUUAUUUUUGAAUGGUUGGAUGUGGGGGCGGUGCAGGUGGCUGAUGACCUGACACUGCCUCAGUUUGUGCUGAACGAGGAGAAAGGCCUUGGCUACUGCACCAAGCAUUACAACACAGGUAAAUUCACCUGCAUUGAGGUCAAAUUCUACCUGGAGCGUCAGAUGGGCUACUACCUGAUUCAGAUGUACAUACCGAGUCUGCUCACCGUCAUCCUGUCCUGGGUGUCCUUCUGGAUCAACAUGGAUGCGGCUCCGGCCCGGGUGGGACUGGGCAUCACAACGGUGCUCACCAUGACGACACAGAGCUCUGGCUCCAGGGCCUCCCUGCCAAAGGUGUCCUAUGUAAAAGCCAUAGACAUCUGGAUGGCGGUUUGUCUUCUUUUUGUGUUUGCUGCACUACUGGAGUACGCAGCCGUUAAUUUUGUUUCACGCCAGCACAAGGAGUUCUUCAGACAGAGGAAGAAGCUCAAAGAGCAGCAGCGGCAGAGAACUGUGAGUGCUCAGCAGGGAAGUGGUGACAGUAAAGCGAAGGGAAACAACACGUCAGGAAACAGUGCUCCUCAUGGGAACGUGGCCCAGCAGUGCAGCGUCUGUUCCCGGGAGGAGGAGCUGGCACAGCAGGGUCUACUCUUCCAGAGUUUCGGCCUUGCACUGUCAGCAGGAACUGCACCGGAAAUGGACGCCACGCCGGUGUUUGCUGAUCUCCCUCCUGGUUUAGGUUUCUAUGAAAUACGCAGGCGCUUUGUGGAUCGAGCGAAAAGGAUUGACACCAUCUCCCGAGCCGUUUUCCCCAUGAGCUUCCUCAUGUUUAACGUUCUGUACUGGCUCACCUACAAAGUCCUAAGACAUGAAGACCUUCAGGCCACACAGUGA
Messenger RNA from Paralichthys olivaceus (Japanese flounder), 1434 nucleotides. The record is from RefSeq and is a predicted model, not a curated record. Lineage: Eukaryota; Metazoa; Chordata; Actinopteri; Pleuronectiformes; Paralichthyidae.